This is a messenger RNA of Stomoxys calcitrans (stable fly), 5702 nucleotides long. It is a transcript of the gene grn, whose product is annotated as GATA-binding factor C. Lineage: Eukaryota; Metazoa; Arthropoda; Insecta; Diptera; Muscidae. Gene Ontology annotation, molecular function: RNA polymerase II cis-regulatory region sequence-specific DNA binding; zinc ion binding; DNA-binding transcription factor activity, RNA polymerase II-specific. The transcript is spliced from 9 exons. The record is from RefSeq and is a predicted model, not a curated record. Gene Ontology annotation, biological process: negative regulation of transcription by RNA polymerase II; positive regulation of transcription by RNA polymerase II; cell fate commitment. Bases 1343 to 3586 code for a protein of 747 amino acids.
ACGAGAAACAAACGUAGUUGAGACAAGACAACGUAUUUUGCGUGAGAGUGUAGGUUUUUGCUUUGAUUUUUUACGACGACGUUUCUUCUUUAGAUUUUCCGUGUGCCUGCGUGCGUGUGUGUGUGUGUUUGUGUAGAAGAGCUAGGCUCUUAUUUUUUUGGGUGUUUUGUAUACACGGACACGGUUGUACUACUUACCGUACUAUCUAUCUGAGAUUCCGUUGCCGUUGCCGCCGCCGUCGCCGCUGUCGACAGAGCCACAAGGCAGAGCAGUGUUCAGAGAGUAUCUGCCGUUGCGAAAAGAAAACAAACAAACAAAUCCAAUCAAACAAUCGUUGAAUAAUAAUCACACAUCGCUCGCUCGCUGACUCUUCUUCAUAUUGUUGUUGUCGCCGUCUUCUUCUUGGUCGUUGUCGUAGUCGUCGUCGUCGUUGUCGUUGUCGUUGUCAUUCUCCUGGUCGUAGCCCUAGAAGUUGUCGUAAGAAAUCUACAAAUCUUAAAAUCAGUGCGUUAUCAUCGCCCAGCAUAUCACACAAAACAAAAAUUGUUUAACGCUUUAACCACACUCACCACUCACUCACUCAAGUUACUCGCUCACUCACAACUCUCACAGUGAUGUCGAUGUUGUUGAUGACCACGAUGAUGUUGAAGAUGAUGAUGGUGAUGGUGAUUAGAAUCUAACAUCAAGAUUUAAUAAAACACAUCAACAAAUUAAAUUCAAAAAGAAAAUACCCACUAAUAACCGGUGUAAUCGUAAACCUGUCAAAGUGCACAAAAAUAAAUGAAAAUAUUUGCAUAAUAAAUUAAACGCAAAACCGCAGCCGAAAACGAAAAAAUUUAUUGAAUAAAUUCAAAAUAAUAAUUUAAACUAUUUCGUUGGAAGAAGAAGAUUAAGUGCCGUGAGAACCAAAAUAAAGGAAUUUUGGGAGUGAAUAUUUUAACAAGAAUUAAACAUAAAUUAAUAAAAAAAAAACAAAACAUCAAUGAAAAGUUAAAAAUGCCUAAAUCACAUUUUUACAGAAACAAGUGUAGCACAACACAUAAAUUUCAAAUGUUAAGCUCUUAAGCUUAUAGUUUAUAACACAACAACAACAACAAAAUGAACAGUAAAUGUACGAAAAUAAAUAUAAGUAAUAAAUAAACAAGAAUUAAAACCACAAAGAAAAAAAUCAUCGCAAAACAAGUUCGUAACGGAAAAUACCAUUAAAAGGCAACUUUAAACAAAAAACUCUACAUUUUGCUUAAUUUGCAAGAAAACAAAAAAAAACAGCAAUAAAUUGCUAAGAACUCCUUUUCCUAACGACCAUAGUUGUUCAAUAAAAAGCAUCAAAAUUAUACUCGACAUGGAUAUGACCUCUACAGCCGAAGCUGCUGCGCGCAGCUGGUAUGAUAAUCCACGCCUGGUGUGCGGUGGUUCACCACAAACCAAUGGUCUGGGCUCCUCGGCAUCGGGUCUGGGCCAUCAUGGUUUGUCGGCGGGCUUGGGCUCCACAGCCGGAGGCAGCAUGGGCUUAGGCGGUAGCGGCAGUGCCGGUGCCACCAGUGGCCUGGGCUUGGACACCAGCGAUAUGGGCGCCUUCUAUGCAUUGGAAAGUAAUGGACAUCACCGCAGAUAUUAUCCCAGCUAUCAUCAACAUGCAUCCCGUAUGCCCUCCUCACAUACAUCACCGCAAAUGUGUCGGCCUCACUUUCAUACGCCUCUGAGUUCAUGGCUUACCAGCGAACAUAAAUCAUUUGCACCCGCCAGUCCAUGGGGCAGCCCGUUUGCAUGCCCCCAGGAGCCCCAAAUGGAUCACAAACUGAGUCAGGUGGGGCAAACGCAUCAGACCACAACGACGGGUCAGCAUUCAUUUCCAUUUCCUCCCACACCGCCAAAGGAUUCAACGCCCGAUUCAGUACAAACCGGUCCAUCCGAAUAUCAGGCUGUGGUUAAUGCCUUCAUGCAUCAGGCCCAAGUGACGGGCAGCGGUUCACUGCCGGAUACCAGUUGUGCGCUGGAUAUAAAACCCACCAUACAGAAUGGCAGCUCCUCAGCCCUGCAUAAUGGCGUGGGAGGUGGUGCGGGUUCGGGUGGACAGUCGUCGGUACCUAAACAGCGUGAAGGUACUUCAAAUGCCACAAAUAAUAACAGUAAUAACAGCAACAACAACAACAACAACAACAAUAGUACAACAAAUAGCAAUAGCACAAAUCACAAUCAGGCGCAUAAUUCCGCAUCGUCCUCCUCAAGGUCAUCGGCCUCAUCGCACAGCAAUAAUAAUAACAAUAAUGUCAACUCUGCCACCAGCAACAACACAGCCAGCAGUAGUAACAAUAACAACAACAACAACGGCAGCAGUAGCAAUAGCAACCACAACACCUCCUCCCAUCACUCUCACUCGAGUGGGAGUGCCUCGCAUAAUGCACUGCUCAAUGGUCUGGGAAAUGCGGCGGGCAGCAUAUUCGAUGGCACUGCCCAAGCUUCGUAUGGCAAUUUAAGCGGUUCGAUGGGUCUGAGCAAUGGUGGCGUUGGCAAUGCGGCAGCCAAUAGUUAUGAUGGCAGCUAUGCCUCCUAUGCGGCUCAUCAUCAUCAGCAACAGGUGGCCGCUGCUGCGGCAGCGGGUAUGUUUCAAAGCUCCUCAAUGGCAGCGGCUGCUGCUGCCCGUCAUCAUCAUCAUAGCCAUGGUCAUGGUCAUAUGCAUCACCAUGGCGGCAGUGGGGGCAUGGGCGGCUCUUCGGGUGUGGGUUCAUCGGUGGGAUCGUCAGCCGGUAGCAUGGUUGGUGUGGGUGGCAGUAGUCAUGGCAUGGCCGGUGGCCUUUUGGGUAAUGUCAACAGUUCGGCUGGCGGUGGAGGAGGAGGCGGUGGCAAUGGCGUCGAUGUUAAGCCGGCGCGCACAAAACCCAGGACUAGUGCUGAAGGACGUGAGUGCGUUAACUGCGGUGCAACCUCAACGCCACUGUGGCGACGUGAUGGUACCGGUCACUAUUUAUGCAAUGCCUGUGGUUUAUACUAUAAAAUGAAUGGCCAAAACCGACCACUAAUUAAGCCAAAACGAAGACUGACGCUGCAGUCCUUACAAAGUGCGGCCAAACGAGCGGGGACCUCAUGUGCCAAUUGCAAAACCACAACAACAACCCUUUGGCGGCGGAAUGCCAGCGGUGAACCAGUGUGUAACGCCUGCGGACUUUAUUAUAAAUUGCACAAUGUUAACCGCCCUCUAACCAUGAAAAAGGAAGGCAUUCAAACCCGCAAUCGUAAAUUAUCCUCCAAAUCGAAAAAGAAGAAGGGUCUCGGUGGCGGUUGUAUGCCCUUGGGUGGCCAUCUGGGCAUGGGAGAUUUCAAGCCUUUGGAUCCCUCGAAAGGUUUUGGCGGAGGAUUCUCAGCGUCAAUGGCUCAACAUUCCCAUCUUUCCAGUGGUUUACAUCCAGCUCAUGCGCAUAUGCAUGGCGGUUGGUAUACAGGCGGCAUGGGAGCUUUGGGUGCUUCCAGCGGUCUGCAAGGUGGCUUCUCAACGGCUGGUUCAUUGGGUGGUGGUGUAGUGCCACACUCGCAGCCCUAUCAUUUGGGUUUGGGUUCAAUGGGCACUUGGCGUACAGACUAUACGUGAUGGAGCGGCAACAAUAUAAAUGGCAAUCUAUUCAAUUGAAGUUAGCCAUAACGAUGGAAAUGCGAGAUACCCUCCUCCCCCAAACAACCACAAGAAUGUAACAGAAAGACAAAAAUCAAAAUUAUUGCAAAACUUUUUUUUUUUUUUUUUUUGAAAACCCCAAAACUAUCCAAAAAUCAACACCAAGUGUUAAGAGCUCUCCGCCGUUGAAGAAAAAUGAAAAAAGUUCCUAAAACUAAAAAAGUCCUUAUCGCAAAAAAGAAAUGAGAAUAAAACGCAACCAGUGGCAGUGUUUACAAACCAGCAUAGGAUUAAGAUGCCAUCCUCAAAAGCGAUCUGUCUCUGUGGCAUCUCUUGAUAAUGACCUUAAAGGAGAAAAGUAUAUUUGCACAAAAAAAGGCUGCUGAUGUUCUUCUAUAUUUGCAAUGAUCACAAAUCCCUGACUAAUGAUGCCUAUGUGGUUGAUUAAGCGAACUUAUGCUGAAGUUGAACCAAAGGAUUUUACUAGGAUUUAUGUAAGGAAUCUAGCAUUGUUUAUAAAGCCUUGGUCAUGGCGCCAGCAUUAAUUCCUUCGACUACCAUUGAAUAUCCUCUGGCUUAGAGGUUUAAAGGGCAAUUAUUGUUGUUGUAAACCUUUAGAGCAAACCAAACGAUCCAUGCUUAUGUUUACACAGUCCUUGGCAUCCUUGGAGAGCGUUGUUAAGCCAUUUACAUAUUUAUAAGCCUGGUGGAUUAAUCCUUCCUGUUUUUUUCGCCCCUAAAACCAAACAAAAAACAGAAAUGAGAAAUAAAUGGAAACAAAUUCAUUUUUGUUGUAAUUCAUAAGAACCUUAAAUGAAAGUAUUUAUUCUAAGUAUGUUAUGUUAACAUUGCGUGCAAUUUAUUAAUUUAUUUAAUGUGUUUCCUCCUACAUUUUACAACUACUGAUACUACUUCCCCUCAGCCCCACCAUUUUGCAUAUAGCGUUCUACUAGACUUUGUUAACAUUAUGAUUUAGUAAUUCCAUUAUCCUUUUUUUUUUGUAAGAAAUAUCGUUUCAAAACUAAUUUGUAUACCCUAAGGAAAUAAAGCAAAAAUCUAAAAUUGUAAAUAAGACUUAAUUGCAUAUGAUUUUGUAAAAACAACAGACUUGAAUUUAUUUUGAAUCGGUUUUUACACUCAAAAAAAAAAAAAAAAACAAUACGUCCAUAUAAACGCAGUUCUAGAAACAGGCCACGAAUUUCGUAUUGAAAAUAAAAAUUUUAAAUUUACAAACUAAAAAUAUCUGCAAGGUGAUAUUUGCUAAAAAACAAAAAAAAAAAAUUUAAAAUAAAAAAAAAUCCCCCUGAAUAUAAAAUAAAAUUUUAACAUUGUAAAUAUUUUAAAGAAAUUAACUAAGCUAAGAUCAUUAAGCACACCUACCCAUAUUAAACUCUAGCAUCCUUAAAUAAUUUUCUUAAAAUUUUUGUUUUUUCUUUUUUAGUAAUUGUUUUAUUUGUUUUUUAAGUUAAACACUCCUUAGAAGCCAAAACAUUAGGAUAAAAAGGAGUUUAGUCGUUACAUCCAAAUGAAAAUUAAAUAAAAAAAAAUUGUUGCAACUUUAGAGGUCAUCCCACCCUAGGUUUGUAAAUAUUUUUAAAGAUAAAGAAGUAAAAAAAAAAAUCAAAAAUUUCCAUCAUAUUUGUAUUUAAAUCAUAAUUUCCCCCCACUGAUAAUCUUCUCUAUGUUCACUUCAAAAAAAUCAUUUGUAUAUAGAUAUGUAAUUAUUGAUAAAUUUAUAUAUAGAAACACAAAACAUAGGUAUACAUAAAUCAAAUUGUUGUAAUUGUAAUAUUAUACAUCCACAUACAUAUAUACAUCAUAUAUAUAUAUAUACCCAAAAAAGAAAAAAAAAAACAAAAAUCUAAUGCUCCCUUUCCUACCAAAAAACCACUCUAGAGUAUAACCCCAGCCUCUCCUCCAUUCCCCCUCCCCCCCCCAUUCUAUACUAAAUAUACCUUUAUAUAUAUAUAAAAAAAAAUAAAUUAAUUACAAUUAUAUUGUAUUGUAUUAUUCUAAAUGUAAUUUGCCAUAUUUAUAGUUGAUUAGCCGGUAAUAAUUAAGACAAUUAAACAAAAAGAAAACAAACAAAAUACAC